Daucus carota subsp. sativus is the source of this 3259-nucleotide messenger RNA. Its product is annotated as probable alpha,alpha-trehalose-phosphate synthase [UDP-forming] 7. Gene Ontology annotation, cellular component: cytosol. Gene Ontology annotation, biological process: trehalose biosynthetic process. Bases 426 to 2999 code for a protein of 857 amino acids. Gene Ontology annotation, molecular function: trehalose-phosphatase activity. The transcript has 4 exons. The record is from RefSeq and is a predicted model, not a curated record. Lineage: Eukaryota; Viridiplantae; Streptophyta; Magnoliopsida; Apiales; Apiaceae.
AAAGUGGAUUAAUUAAUGCUACUAGGCACUCUGCUAGUAUGCUAUUCUCUGGAUAUUCAUUGUAUGACUUUCCUUGUAAUAUAUACACGCAUUCUGUGGAGUAUUUUUAAACAAACCCUACAUAUCUUUUGUUAGUUCUGUCAAACCCUUUUCAAACCCUAGAAAAUUAAUUGCAAAUUUGACUUAAAGAUCGAAGCUUUGCAUAUAAAGAUUGGUUCUUUCGGUCAUUCUGAGUAAAGGUGAAUUUGGAUGUGUUGAUGUUUGGUCAAUUAUGUUGUGUGAUAAUGGGGGUACUUUUAUGACAUGUGCAGAUAAUUGAGUUGGGUCGUUUUGAGAAAUCAAGAAUUGUGGGCUUGGGGUUUGUGUGGGAGUAUUGGUAUAGUGUGUUGUUUGUAGAGAAGAAAGUAAGAGGUGUUUGAGUAAAGAUGAUGUCCAGAUCGUAUACGAAUCUUUUAGAUUUAGCAUCGGGGAAUUUUCCGAUAAUGGGAAGGGAGCGGGAGAGGAGACGGCUUCCAAGAACAAUGACGGUCCCUGGGAGUAUUGCUGAGCUCGAUGAUGAUCAGGCACAGAGUGUAUGUUCAGAUAAUCCGUCUUCUCUUGCUACAGAUAGGAUGAUUAUUGUGGCAAAUAAAUUGCCACUGAAAGCAAAGCGGAGGCCGGAUAAUAAAGGGUGGAGCUUUAGUUGGGAUGAGGACUCUUUAAUAUUCAGGUUGAAGGAUGGUUUGCCUGAGGAUAUGGAAGUCCUUUAUGUUGGGUCAUUAAAUGUGGAUGUUAUCCCAAUAGAGCAGGAUGAUGUUGCCCAAGUUCUGCUAGAGAGGUUUAAAUGUGUUGCUACUUUUCUUCCCCCAAAUCUUUUGGAGAAGUUCUAUGACUGCUUUUGCAAAAAACAGUUAUGGCCUGUCUUUCAUUAUAUGCUGCCAUAUACCGCUGAUCAUGGAAACCGGUUUGAUCGUUCAAUGUGGGAAGCCUAUGUAGCAGCAAAUAAGUUGUUUUCGCAGAAAGUGAUUGAGGUGAUAAAUCCAGAAGAUGAUUUUGUCUGGAUUCAUGAUUAUCAUUUAAUGGUAUUGCCAACUUUCCUAAGGCGUCGAUUUAACCGAUUGAGGAUGGGAUUUUUUCUUCACAGCCCUUUCCCUUCUUCUGAGAUUUAUAGGACUCUUCCUGUUAGAGAAGAAAUUCUAAAGGCUCUACUCAACGCUGAUCUUAUUGGUUUCCAUACUUUUGAUUAUGCUAGGCAUUUCCUUUCAUGUUGCAGUAGGAUGUUAGGUUUGGAGUAUCAAUCGAAGAGGGGCUACAUAGGAUUAGAAUAUUUUGGAAGGACGGUUGGCAUAAAGAUAAUGCCAGUUGGGAUUCAUAUGGGCCAGAUUGAGUCAGUAAUGAAACUUGCUGAUAAAGAGUGGAGGGUUGGGGAGCUCAGGCAGAGAUUUGAGGGGAAGACGGUGUUACUCGGAGUAGAUGACAUGGAUGUUUUCAAAGGAAUUAACUUGAAGCUCUUAGCAAUGGAACAGAUGCUCAAACAGCACCCUGCAUGGCAAGGAAGAGCUGUGCUGGUCCAAAUUGCAAAUCCUGCAAGAGGUAAAGGAAUAGAUUUGGAGGAAACACAGGCUGAAAUACAAGAGAGCUGCAGGAGAAUCAAUGAAAAAUUUGGAAAGUCAGGGUACGAACCGAUAGUUUUUAUUGACGAACCUUUGUCAGUCUGUGAAAAGGUUGCUUAUUACAGCAUUGCAGAAUGUGUUGUCGUCACUGCAGUCCGCGAUGGGAUGAACCUUACUCCAUAUGAAUAUAUUGUGUGUAGACAGGGUAUAUCUGGUGCAGAAUCAGGUUCAGAUCUUAGUGGACCAAAAAAGAGCAUGUUGGUUAUAUCAGAAUUUAUCGGAUGUUCACCCUCGCUGAGUGGGGCAAUCCGCAUCAACCCCUGGAAUGUUGAGUCAACUGCAGAGGCAAUGAAUGAGGCAAUAUCCAUGGCUGAAUAUGAAAAACAACUGCGACAUGAAAAACAUUAUCGGUUUGUAAGCACCCAUGAUGUAGCUUAUUGGUCACGCAGCUUCAUGCAAGAUAUGGAGAGGACCUGUACGGAUCAUUUUAGGAAAAGAUGUUGGGGAAUCGGUCUGGGCUUUGGGUUUAGGGUUGUCUCACUAGAUCCGAAUUUCAGAAAGCUUUCUAUAGAUAAUAUUGUCUCAGCCUAUAUUAAAGCCAAGAGAAGGGCCAUCUUGUUAGAUUAUGAUGGUACCAUGAUGCCGCAGAAUUCUAUCAUAAAGACUCCAAGCGGUGAGGUCAUUUCAAUUCUGAAUAGACUUUGUGGGGAUCCAAACAAUACAGUAUACAUUGUCAGCGGAAGAGGGAGGGAUAGUUUAAGCAAGAUAUUUUCAUCGUGCAAAAAUCUUGGAAUUGCAGCAGAGCAUGGCUACUUCAUGAGACGGUCGCAAGAUGAAGAAUGGGAAGUAUGUGGUCAUAGCAGUGAAUUUGGUUGGAUGGAUAUGGCUAAACCUGUGUUGAACUUGUAUACUGAGGCAACAGACGGUUCUUCUGUUGAAACCAAGGAAAGUGCUCUAGUCUGGCAGUACAGAGAUGCAGACCCAGGAUUUGGAUUUUCUCAGGCUAAGGAGUUGUUAGAUCAUCUAGAGAGCGUUUUAGCUAAUGAGCCUGUUGAAGUGAAGAGUGGCCAGUUCAUUGUAGAAGUAAAACCCCAGGGAGUCACCAAAGGUCUGGUGGCGGAAAAAAUCUUCACAUCGAUGUGUGAAAACGGGAAGCAGGCUGACUUUGUGCUUUGCAUUGGUGAUGAUCGUUCUGAUGAGGACAUGUUUGAAAUAAUUGGUAGUGCAAUAUCAGGAAAUAUUCUUUCUUCAAACACAUCAGUUUUCGCCUGCACAGUUGGACAAAAGCCAAGCAAAGCCAAAUACUAUCUAGAUGACACAAGUGAAGUUAUACUAAUGCUGGAAAAUCUUGCUGAAGCCACCGAUUCUCCAGCCUCAUCUGAUGUAGAAAAUGACGUCUCUUCUUGAAACCAGAGUUCUGUUUUGUCUGGUUAACAUUGGUGCCACUGUUCAUAUCAGCUGGUGGUCUGGCUUGUUUGAUAAUUGGUUUUUAGAAUUAUGUUCUAUCUUUUUUUCCCCUCCAUUUCCUCAUCCCCUUUAUACUUGGUCUUUCACCUCUGGACAACCUAGUUUUUGACAGAGAACAGAUAUAUGUAGGAUCUAGCUAUUGCAAUUGCCAUAGCUGGGUUGAUAAUCAAUAAAACCAAAUGUAUAGUAUUCUUGUGUUU